This is a messenger RNA of Schistocerca gregaria, 4337 nucleotides long. RefSeq lists its product as uncharacterized. The record is from RefSeq and is a predicted model, not a curated record. The coding region runs from base 84 to 4298 and encodes 1404 amino acids. The transcript is spliced from 3 exons. NCBI's taxonomy places the organism in Eukaryota, Metazoa, Arthropoda, Insecta, Orthoptera, Acrididae. Gene Ontology annotation, molecular function: RNA binding; nuclear export signal receptor activity. Gene Ontology annotation, biological process: protein export from nucleus; RNA export from nucleus. Gene Ontology annotation, cellular component: cytoplasm; nucleus; RNA nuclear export complex.
UGGCCUACAGUAGAGACGUAGGGUUUCAGGGCUUCAAAUUGGAUACGCCAUGUAUUUUUGAAAGAGUGAUCAAAGACAGCAAAAUGAAUUUUUACUCGCAACAAGAUAAAACCUUGAUUGACUUGGUGGUUCAGUCGAUCGGUAUGCAACUCGACCCAUCGUGCGAUCAAAACCGGAGACAAGAGCUGGCAAUGUGGACGGAUGAAUUUAAGCGCACGAAUGACGCAGCUCGUCUUUCUUUUUUCUUGAUUCAUGCUUCUCAGCCGGCGCCUGUUCGUUACUUUGGAAUGACUGUGUUAGAAUACCACGUGCGUCUUUCUUGGGAAAGUGAGCAUUUCACUCAGUCUCAGCGACAAAGUAUCUGUUCGUCCUUGCUUGAGAUGAUUUGUUCAGAUCACACCGAUGUUCUUGAAGAGCCUUCUUAUCUUAAAAACAAGCUGUGCGAACUUCUGCUCCACCUAUUUAAUUGGCCUGUUGGAGAAAAUCUACUUUCGAGCUUUUUGCGCUCUUCUCUUGGCUCUCAUCCGUAUGAUUCGAAUCCACCGCUGAUGCAGCGCGGCCAGUACCAACAGGAAAUGAUUGUCCGGUUAUUUGGAAUGCUUGCCGAGCGAAUCUUGAGGAAGAAGGAGUCCGAGCUCAUUUACUACGGAGUCGUUCUUUCGAAAUUCAAUGAAUGCUUCAGCUGCUUACUGAACGCCCUUCACCGCCUGCUGUGCCACUAUGCUAAUACGUAUCAGAUUCACGUCUCUUCGUGCCUGGAACCUUGUCUGUUGGAGACGUGGUCUUCUUUGGAACCCAGCGUAGAUGAGCCCGUUUUCGCACAACUUGAUCGAGAAGGUAAAGUGUCCGUUAUGUUAAUUUCAUCUAUUGGACGCGCGUUGGAGUUCGUUGUAAAGUCAAACACGUCUUGUUUGUCGAAUGUGGGCGCAGACGAAGCGUCCGGCGAGACAGCAAACUCUGGGAACAAUUGGAUGGCUAUCAUCACCUAUCUCCUUGAACAGCCGCCCUUUCGCCUGCAAUACGCUCAAAUCCUUUAUUUGGUACUUGCGAAAGGGGCCAUGUCUCACUCUGAAUUCCUCUAUUUUUGGCACAGCGUUCCGGACCUGAAGAAAAUCGCGUACAAAUAUCAAAAAUGCUACGAAGAAGACUUUGCUUGUUUUCCCAAUCAGAGAUCUCGAUACGUUCAGCGCAUUUAUAUUCAGAGGCUGUGCGAGUGCCUCUGCGCGAUCGCCACUGCUUAUCUGGACCUCCUUCCCCGCAACGAAUUAGCAAUGCCCAACUUCGAAGACAUUCUUGAAUGCGUUUUAUCAAUGAGCACGGGACGCUCGCUGGUCCUCUUUUUCUUGACACAUUCGUUUUGGAAAAGGUUUAUACACUGCAAGCACUUUCAGGAAAAGGCCUACUUCAAGUCGGCCGUACACGUAUUGUCGAAAGAUUUGCUUCUGAAGCUUUCUUUUUUUCCGUUUGAAUUCUCUGAAAACAUGUUCGCUCCGGCCCUGCUGCACCUGGUCAGACUGCUGGACUUCGCGAUGGACGAGGACGCCUACCAAGAAUUCGUGGGGCCCUAUAGGCAGUCUGUCAUAUCAAAUGUGUGGACGCCGAUUUCUCGACUUUUUCCGAAUUUAUCGUUGAAUCUUUGUCAUUAUUAUUUUCUUCAACUUUCCGACUUGUUUUCUCAGCUUAGGUCGGUGGACGAUCGCUGGGCCGAGCGACCGGAGAAGCGCAUUUUGCUGACCACUCUGUUUGAGGCGUUAAGUAAAUUACUUAUUGCGGCCAACCAGCACGUUUUGCCCGCCGCGCACUUCAAUGUCGUCCCGUCUCCGUACGUGUUUCCAGGCAUGGAACCGCUCACCAACGGUCCUCGCGCCGUCGAGUAUUCCAUGGAGGAGUUCAAACAUGUCAACGGAGUCUUACUGGGGCGAAUAACCCAUCUGGACACGGGCUACGAGCCUAUUACCGAGCUUCAGCUUCGCAUGGUUCUAUCUUUCAAAGGAUAUCUGACGGCGCACCCGAACGUUCUUGAGUCCAUAAUUUUCUAUUAUGUGAAGUACAUGGCGUACAGCAACUGCUCUGCGGACGCAGUGGACAUUCAGACGGAUCUUCAUGCAUCUGUCGAAAAUCUGCCUUUUCCGACAUGUACGCCGGAAACUUUGCCGCGCUGCGUCCAGCACCUUCGCCGCAUCGCUGCGACAUGUCUAGUGCAAUUCGCCAACACGUUUUCGGCGUACAUGUUACCCUACUUGGACAAACUGAUCGAGCUGUUCACCUCCUGGAUUUCGGCGAGGCGACUGAGCAUAUUCGAGGUUCUUAGCUGUUACCAGUUGAUCGUUAUUUUGAGCAACCGACUGUCUUGCGAGGCGCAAGAGCGCUUUUUGACGACUUUGUGCUCGAGCCAAGUCGACCAGUGGCGGUCGCUGUCUCUAUUUGAUAACCCAAGCCAGUUCUUCAACUUUCUAGCUGGAGACAGUUCGUCCGAUGACAACUCAAUUCACAAAAAAAAGCUGCUCUCGAUACUGAACCAAUUUUCGGCCAUCUGGAAACACGUCAAGGUCCGAAUUUCCCCGCAACCCGUUGUUCCAUUGAGAACCGCUAGGCCCGGCUCGUCGGACGCCUUCGGCCGGAAACCUGCGCAGACCCCUCUCGAUGACAAUGACCUGUCAUGCUUCGAAAAUUUGAGAAUACACAAACACUGCAACGAAGUCGAAUCGCUCCUGUCCCGCCUCAGCGACGACGUCGAAUCCAUCAACGAUUACAUGAUGAAGCUGCACAUCGAUGGCGUCAAGCGGUCCACCGAACACUUCCACCCACUUUUUGAAUUUGACAAACUUAUUUGUGACAACUUGUUCAAGUUCAUUGAAUGCCUUCACCAACUUUGGGAACCAUCUGUUCGCUCCCGUUAUAAGUCCCCGUUAUCUCGUAUCUACGACUUCAACACCCGUCUGUUUUCCACGCACUUUUCCAACAUUCUGACAAAGCACAAUUUUAGCUUCUUCUCCGAAUCUCAGCAACGCCUCCUCCAAUCCGAAGGUUGUUUCGACGACUCCCUGUUCUUCCUGAACAUAGCCGAGAACGCCUACAUCAUCCUGGGUAGCAUCAUCAAACACCAAGCGCCCUUCUACACAAACCUCAGUCAACCUUUUUCCUACCUCAAAAAAAUAUUCUCUUCUCUCCAGCACGUCCACAUCGCACAAAUAAACCUCUCAAUCAAGCAUGCGAUCGUGAAUCUGGCGUACUACACCCCGCAAGACCUCUACGCGGACUUGACCGAUUGCCUGCAACACGUUGUUCAGCUGUUUUUUUAUCUGGGCUCUCAAAAACAAACACACACAGUCACCAGCCUGUCACAGGCAUUCAGAUGCAUGUCUCUGGCGCCCGCACCGCACGGCUCGUCCGCAUACUCGAUGCCCGAAUACGAGGAAAUCGCAAUGGACUAUCAGUUCGAUCUUUUCUAUCACAAUUUAUUCGCACUUAUCAAAUCUAUUGUCUACUGCAAAAAGGGGUCCACUUCGGAGCCCUGCACGUCUCAAUUCAUCUCGGUGGAACAAUCACAAAACUCGACCUCAGACGAUUUGUCGCAACUUUCAGAAAAAAAAUCAAGACACGACGGCGCUUCGGGUGCUACACUCUACUUCCAGCACCUCCUUGCCUCGGACAAUCUGAUUUGGCUCCUCCAGUUCAUCUUGGACAUGGCCAAGUGGAAAAUGGGGAAAUUGUGCAUCCACGUACUCGACCUGCUCUUGGCAGUCAUAAAGACCACCGCCGAAUUUGAUCACACACACAAUCUUGAUGGGCAGUUAUUAAACGACUUAUUUGAUCAAUCAUCAAAAUGUCAGCACCAGCGUACCUCUGAUUCUACAAGAUACCAUCUGGUUGGACCUGCAACUUGUAAUUGGAUCUCUUCCACUUGCCUGAUGUCUCUGAUCGCUGACCAUCUUCAAGCUGGUUCGACCGAGCACAAAAAAAUAGUUUUGAUCAUUUCUCACAUUUUAGCUUUUUGUCCGUUUUCCUCGUUCAAGACGCUGCGUCUUUUACGUCAGGUGACGGCAGUCGAAUUGGAUGCGCUCAAAUCUAACCUAAAACUGAACAAGAAAGCCAAGGUAAACCACAACCGGAAUCGACAAUUUUUGAAAGAAUUUUUUGAAAGAACUAUGAAUUUUCCGAAUCCCAAAGCCGAAAAAUCUACUUCCAAAAUGCUUGUACACUCGUCUCUAAAUAAAAAAAUUCGGGUCAUCGAAGAGGAUUCCGAUCCUAUAGCUCUAGAAGAUACAUGGGCGGCCAAUCUCGAUGACCUUUUUUGAAUUUUCUCGCAUCCCAAGGAUUGCGCGAACUGAUGCAAU